Molecule: messenger RNA, 2452 nt
Organism: Dermatophagoides pteronyssinus (European house dust mite)
Lineage: Eukaryota; Metazoa; Arthropoda; Arachnida; Sarcoptiformes; Pyroglyphidae
Gene: Ltn1
Product: E3 ubiquitin-protein ligase listerin
Biological process (GO): rescue of stalled cytosolic ribosome; ribosome-associated ubiquitin-dependent protein catabolic process
Cellular component (GO): cytosol; RQC complex
Molecular function (GO): ribosomal large subunit binding; ubiquitin protein ligase activity
Source: RefSeq, a predicted model, not a curated record
CCAAAAUUAACACUGCCAUUCCUUGCUUACUGCAUUGAAGAAUAUUCCUCAUCGAAUCGUUUAUCAUUGAUGAAUGUUUGUUCAAAAAUGACUCCUGUUGAUUGGAAUCUACAAUGGAUUCAAUUGAUUGAAGAUGAUGAUGAUGAUAAUUUUAUUGAUCAAACAUUACAUCGAAUUAUUGAACCACUUGUUAUUGUUGAAAUGUUAACAACCACCAAUGAUGAUAAUCAAAGUGAUGAUCAAACUAAUAUCGUCCAACAUUUAACAAAUUUUGCUGAACUUUCGAAUGAAAUUAUAUAUGAAUUAUUAUUUACAUUGAAUAUUGCACUACAUAAAUUACCCGAAAUGAAGAAUGAUUCAACCAAAUCAUACGUCCAACAUGUAAUGAAAUUAUUAAGUAAAAGUAAUUUUAGUCAAUAUUAUCUACAGAAACGAACAUUUCCAACCAUUACCGAUUCAAUGCAAUAUCGAAUUACAUUUCUUAUAGCAAAUUUAUUGCAAUUAUUUAUCGAACGAUUAAUAAAUGAUGAUUCAUCAUUUGGUAUUGAUGAAUUUCAAAUGUGUAUUUCCCUUUAUAAACAUUGGUGUCAAUUAAUAUUUGCCAUACCGGAUGAUCAAAUUCAAUUGGAUACGGCCAUUUUAUGUAGUAAAAUAUUUCAAUCAUUAUCGAUAUUUAUUUGUUCGAGUCAAAAAUGGAUUAAUGAUCAUCAUCAGGAUGAAAUCCAUCUGAAUAUAAUUGAAUCGAUACGUAAUUUCUUUGCAUAUCAUUGUUUAAAUAUGUUAUUACCAUUAUUUAUAAUUAUAAGUGAUAUGUUUGAUCAGGAUAAACCAAUGUUUAUUGAAUUGAUACAUAGUUUAUCAAAAGUUUUACUGUGUAUCGAUCAAGAAACAAUACAAGAUAUUGCCAUGUUGGAAUUAAAUCAAUCAUUAUUAAUGUAUAAUGAUGAUAGUUUAGUUGAAAAACGUAUGAAAUGUUUAAUUGAUCAAUUAUCAACAUCGACAACAACAGAAAAUGAAUCAAAAUUACAAUUGAAUUAUCUUCAAACUGAUAAUGGUUAUUAUAAUUUUAUUAUUGAACAUAUAACACCAUUAUUAAUGAAAAAUGAUCAGGAUAUAAUAUUUACUGCAUAUCAUUUAGUUAGUUUGGCUUGUCAAUCAGCAAAUUGGUCAUCAUCAUCAUCAAAAAUUAUUAAUGUUGAAAAUCAGAAUGAAUCAUUGAAUGAAGUUACCGAUAUUACCUUAUCACAAUUAACAUCUUUGAAUCAAGAUAAUGAUGAUAACGGUGAUGAUGAUGAUGACAGAUAUUAUCCACCAAAAAUUCUAAUGGCAUUAUUAGAAUCAUUAUUUUCAACAAUCAAUAUUGAUGAUCUACAAUCAUCAACAACAACAACAUUUCAAGCCUAUCUACUUAUAUGGACUAUUUAUCUACGUUUAUUACAAAAAUUUCCAUUGAAAAAUUAUAAUCAGAAUAAUAAUAAUAAUGAUGAUAUUCGUUCGGAUUUGAUAAAUUAUCUGGUCGAAUCAAAUUUAUAUAAUGAAUUUUUCAAAAAUUUAUUUCUAUUAAUGAAUGAUUCUUUGGAUUGGAAUGAUGUGGAUCGUAAUUAUUUACAAUCGAUUAUGCAAUCAAUCACUAUUGAUGAUGAGCAGCAACAAGUCACCAAUUUAAACUACAACCAAUUGGAUUGUCUGGAGGAUUCAAAUCGAUUAUUACGAUUAAUCAAUGGAUCAAAAUAUCAAUCAAAUCGAAAUUGUCGUUUAGCAAUAUUUGUUUAUUAUCAAUCACUUUGUCAUAUGGCUAAUUUGAUUCGUUCAUGGUUUAAUUCAUUAAAACAUCAACAAAAAGAAACAGUUGAUUAUGUAACCAGACGAUAUUUUAGUCCAUUAUUAAUGGAAAAAGAAUUGGAACAAAUCCGAAUGGUUGAUCAAACGAAAUUGGGAAAUAUUCAAAUUAGAUUUAGUCGAAAAUUACAUGAAAUAUCGGCAAUUUAUUCGCUGAAAGAAAUAAGUUUUGGUAUUAGAUUUACAUUCGAUACAAAUUAUCCAUUAACAACAUUAUCAAUACAAUGUUUUGAUAAAAGUGGUGUUAGUGAAGAUGUUUGCCGUAAAUGGUUACAACGUUUAACAAUAUUUUUCAAUCGAAUGAAUUGUUCCAUUCUGGAUGGUAUUAUUAUGAUAAAACCUACAAUGGAUAAAUUAUUUUCAAGUAUGGAAGAAUGUAUGAUUUGUUUAUAUGUAUUGUAUGGUUUGAAUGCACAAUUACCACGUUUUAAAUGUCCACAAUGUAAGAAAAAAUUUCAUACAACUUGUAUGCGAAAAUGGUUUCAAACACAUCAUAGUGCUACUUGUCCACAAUGUAAAUUUGAAUUUCAAUAAUGAUUGAUUGAUACUGAUUAUGAUUAUGAUGAUAAAAAUGUUUUUUUUUGUCAAAUAAAAUUUUAUUUUUCUUUUAAAA